Messenger RNA from Aspergillus homomorphus CBS 101889, 1174 nucleotides. RefSeq names its product putative phosphorylase. Gene Ontology annotation, molecular function: ATP binding; ATP:ADP adenylyltransferase activity. Gene Ontology annotation, biological process: nucleotide metabolic process. Lineage: Eukaryota; Fungi; Ascomycota; Eurotiomycetes; Eurotiales; Aspergillaceae. The record is from RefSeq and is a predicted model, not a curated record. The coding region runs from base 140 to 1174 and encodes 344 amino acids. The transcript has 2 exons.
CCAUGCGUUAUGGGCCCCUCCAGCCUCCAUCGCAUUCCAACCCCCUUGCUGCUUGCUAACCUUCUCUCGGUUAAUGUCCUGGUCGUGCCUUCGAGCUCUUCACAUCGACGUAUAAAUCACAGAAAUUGCAAGCAGUUCUAUGAUGUCCCCCUUACCUCCGUCGUCUAGCGCCAAACGCACCCUCGCAAUCCUCACAAACGCCACAGCCUUAUCGGAAUUCGAUGCUCUAGUCCGCCGCGGCCUAGUGGUCUACGCACCCUCCAAAGUUGUGCGCCUCACGGUUGACAAUUUUCAAUUCGAGUUCCAUAUCAAUCAAUCACUCGCCAACAAGCCUCAAUCCGGCCAGGGUCUCCAAGUCUCAGACGAGAAAGCUACAUCCAGCAACGAUGGAAACAAACCACCAACCCCGUCCUCCAAACCAGCUACUUUUGGACCCGGCAGUGACCUCGCCUGCCCCACGCCCGACCUCAUCAUCGCCACCAUCCACACCACCCAUAUCCUCGUCCCGAACGCCUACUGCGUCUUCCGGCCGCAAUUUCUUCUCCUCACGCAGGACUCGUACCGUCGCCAGCACGAGCCUCUAGAUCAAGCUGACCUCGAAGCCGCCCGCGCCGUGCUCUGCGCUCUGGGCGACGAUCGGCCUUACUUCGCCAUGUUCAAUUGCGGCCGCACCGCCGGCGCAAGUAGACAGCAUAAGCACAUGCAUAUCAUCCCUUGCAGUGACGAGGAUAUCGACCAUGUCGUUGAGCUGCCUACGGAGAGAAGCAGAUUCGAGAAUGGCGAUGGCGCGCCGAAGCAACCUAUUCUCCCCAGUAUUCUCCACCCUCGAGCAGAAGACAUCCCCUUUGCUCAUUUUAGAGUUUCGCUGUCCGCCUCUAAGUUUCGGGACCUGGCUUAUUCUAAGUUUUUGCAUGAUGCGUAUGUGUCUCUGUUAGAAGAGAUGCACACCGCAUUGGGAGGCGAUGGAGAGUGCAUCGCGCAUAAUGUCAUUCUGAUUAAGGAUUGGAUCAUGGUGAUCCCCCGGUCUAAGGAUCGGAAUUUGGAUGUCGCGGUGAACGGGGCGGGGAUGGUGGGGUCGGUGUGGUUGGAUCGGGAGGAAAUGUUGGCCCGCUGGUUGGAGAUUGGGCCGGUGGAGGUUUUGCGGGGAGUCGGCUACACUCUGCCCAGCGAGUGA